AUGGUUGAUAACGUCCAGUUUAACUCUGAGGUCCUACAGUUCCUCAUCUAUGAUGUGAAAACAACCGACUGGUUUCAGGAAUGGCCAGAUUCCUACGUGAAGCACAUCUACAGUUCAGAGGACAGGAACGCACAGAGGCACCUGAGCAGCUGGGCCAUGCGCAAUACCAACAAUCACAACUCCCGCAUCCUGAAGAAGUCCUGCCUGGGAGUGGUGGUUUGCAGCCUGGACUGCUCUGCCGAGGAAGGAAGGAAGAUCUACCUGAGACCAGCCAUCUGCGACAAAGCCCGGCAGAAGCAGCAGAGAAAACGGUGUCCUAAUUGUAAUGGUCCUUUGAAACUCAUUCCUUGCCGUGGCCAUGGAGGCUUCCCAGUUACCAAUUUCUGGAGGCACGAUGGACGCUUCAUCUUUUUUCAGUCAAAAGGGGCACAUGACCAUCCAAGGCCAGAAACAAAAUUAGAGGCUGAAGCAAGACGGUCAAUGCAGAAAUCUCAUACGGCAUCUUCCUCCUCCUCCUCCUCUUCUGCCUCUCCCAAGCUGAAGAAGAGCCUAGGGACUAAGUCCCUACCAGGUGAAACCCAAAGUCAAGAAAGUUUACCUUUAACUUGGUCUUACCAAGAAAGCUUCCAAUUGUCCAGUAGUUGUAAUGGGCAUUUAAUCGAUAACACACCCCAGAAGAAGCCUCUGGAUAAUUGCCUUUCACUUACCAAGAAUUAUUAUUUUGGAAGAACCUCACAGCUAGUAGAGCCUUUGGUGAACUCAGAGUCCACUAAGUUGUAUGAGAAAUGCAAAUUGACCUCUAGUCGGAUUUGCACCAGUGGAGAAUUACUUCAGCCAUCUCACUCCGGGGUCUACUCGGAUUACGGAGAUCUUCAGAACUGGAAUAGGAAUACAGGCUUGGGGGGCCCUCCCGAUUAUGAUAAUUACUGUCCUGGCUAUUCUUUCCCUUUGACCAGUUGGUCUUGUGACAUCCCCCCUCCACUGAGCUGUAUGGAAGCAGGCAACCAGCAGCUGUCCGGCGAGAAGUCAGUGGCCAAAGCUAGCUACCACCCCUUCAGACCCAACUCGGCCGUGUCUGGGGGGGACCUGUAUGAAGAGAAGCUGCACGUGGAUUUUAAUGGCUAUUUCCCCACUGCUAGGUACCACUUCCCUCAGGAAGACCCUUUUCUCCUCAGCUACACUCCUCACCACCAGUACUCACUUCCAACCAAGGGGAGCAAAUGGGACUUGGAUGAAGAAGUAAAAUGUAUGUCUUUGGAUCAUGAUAACAGUGAAAUGCUUCUAAACAUCUAUCCUUUAAGAUGAUACCAGACUGACCCUGCUUGUCGGCCCACUACCCUCAAAUUUCCCCAUCAAAAUAUAACCAAACAAAAACUUGUACUAUGAAAGGGAACAAUGGGCAGUUCUUACUUCUCUCCACUAAUCUUUUGGGCACAUCCUUUAUCCCGCUGUGUUGGCCCAAGCUCAGUUUUUUUGUUUGUUUUUUGUUUUUGUACAUCAAGAUCUGUAAUAUCUGGUUACUUCCCCUUAGCAUUGACAUAUCCAAUACUUCAGAUCUAACACCAUUUCUCAGCAUAUCUCUCAACAGCUGCUUGAAAGAAGCAUGGGGGAGAGAAUGGAGAAACACAUGGGGAAGGGAGUAGAGAUUAUAUUAUCCAAAGCCUUUAAAACUGUAUCUUAUCCUACAUUUGAUAAUAAAAUAUUCUUAUUUGUCCUA
Messenger RNA from Antechinus flavipes (yellow-footed antechinus), 1717 nucleotides. RefSeq names its product glial cells missing transcription factor 1 (gene GCM1). Gene Ontology annotation, molecular function: RNA polymerase II cis-regulatory region sequence-specific DNA binding; DNA-binding transcription activator activity, RNA polymerase II-specific. Gene Ontology annotation, biological process: regulation of transcription by RNA polymerase II; cell differentiation involved in embryonic placenta development; gliogenesis. Gene Ontology annotation, cellular component: nucleus. The transcript has 5 exons. The coding region runs from base 1 to 1305 and encodes 434 amino acids. Lineage: Eukaryota; Metazoa; Chordata; Mammalia; Dasyuromorphia; Dasyuridae. The record is from RefSeq and is a predicted model, not a curated record.